Molecule: messenger RNA, 1540 nt
Organism: Sus scrofa (pig)
Lineage: Eukaryota; Metazoa; Chordata; Mammalia; Artiodactyla; Suidae
Gene: DPRX
Product: divergent-paired related homeobox
Biological process (GO): regulation of transcription by RNA polymerase II
Cellular component (GO): nucleus
Molecular function (GO): DNA-binding transcription factor activity, RNA polymerase II-specific; RNA polymerase II cis-regulatory region sequence-specific DNA binding
Source: RefSeq, a predicted model, not a curated record
ACUGGACCAGAGCAUGGAAGCAGAGCUAGGUGACAGGAUGUCAAACCCAGGGAACCUUUCAAAAGAAAAGUGCCAGAGCCAUCCACACAGGAAACGAACUGUGUUCACGAAGAAACAAUUGGCGGAUAUGAACUUAUUUUUCAAUACAAACCCAUACCCCACGCCCAGCCUUCAGAGAGAAAUGGCCUCAAAAAUGGAAAUGCAUCCAAGAGCCCUGCAGGUUUGGUUUAAGAACCGUAGAGCGAAACUUGAGAAAGCCAAAUGCAAGGAUUUUCAGCCAGCACACGAAGCUCAACGAGAAGCUCAACGAAGGCCAUUAGCUGAGGCCAGAGUCCGGAUCAGCUCCUCCAGGGGACAAACGACUACACCUCCCAGAAACCCUCAUGCUGCCUCUCCAGCAUCUCUAGUCUAUACAGAUCAUCCACGACCUUCCUUCCAACUCAGCAUAUGGACCAGUUUGAAGACUCUCACACACCAACCUCUUGGCCACAAAAUGGUGCAUUUCGGCUGCUGCCAAGACCCUAACAUAUACUGCCUCUCUCCCAUUUCGGAAUCCCAAGCUCCCUCCACAAGCUUCUGUUCUAAUUCUCUUGGCCUUUUGUCAUCACAAAGAACUCAGAGACGCUAGACACAGAAAGUCACAUCGUACUGUGAUGUGUAAUGAUUCCCAUUCAAGGAAAUACUUCUCAGCAGUAAAAAGGAAAAAACAGGGAGUUACCGUCAUGGAAACGAAUCCGAGUAGGAGCCAUGAGGUUGUGGGUCCUAUCUCUGGCCUUGCUCAGUGGGGAUGGUUCAGGAUCCCGCGUUGCCGUGAGCUGUGGUGGAGGUCAUAGGCACAGCUCGGGUCUAUUGUGGCUGUGGUGGAGGUCGACAGGUUCAGCUCUGAUUCAACCCCUAGCCUGGGAACCUCCAUAUGCUGCAGGUGAGGCCCUAAAAAGCAGAACAAAGAAAAGAAAAAGGCACCCCAGCCUUGUGUAGCUGCUGACUUGUGCUGAGGUUCUGGCACCUCUGCUCCACCUGGGAGCUUCAGAACAGUCGCUGGGCUUCACGGUGGUCCGGAAGCCAGUUCCUCCCCACUGGCCAGCCCUCUUCUCAAUGUACUCUCCCCACCACCAAGUCCCCUUUUUGUCAGCUGUCAUACUACAGGGGUAGAGGUGGCCUAACAGGAUUUCAGUUUCUUCUUCCCCUCAUUCUCUUGCCCACUGGAGACACCCACGCUAACCUGUCUCAAGAGCCGCCCCAUUGUGUUUGCUUUUUAUAGCAGGUGUUCGCCUACGCCAUUUAUGGUACCUUCCCAGAAGCCCCUCUGCUAGUUUCCCUGAUAACUAAUGAACCAAGCAGACAUCAAUUCCCCCUGUAAUUGGCCAUAUCCCCCCCACCUGCCGCACGGGGGGGAGGGGGAGGAGGGGGAGGAGGGAGGAGGUGGCACGCGAAGACCCCCACCCCCCUCCACCAGCCACACACGGUGGGGAGUCGCUCCAGGACCUUGCUUCAGACGUGUAGCUCCCUCCAUCCAUUAAACCACUGAUGUCUCUCUUGC